GGCAUCGCGCAGGGGCUGGGUCCCGCCGGGGACGGAGGGUGCCAGCAUGGCUCUGGAUUUCCUCGCGGGAUGCGUCGGCGGUGCUGCCGGAGUGCUGGUAGGACACCCAUUUGACACUGUUAAGAUGACAGAUAAGCCUCAUCACGGGAGAGUUACCUAGUAAGUAUAGCCCAGGUGAACACUUCUGUUUCUCUCAGUCUUAAUUUAUUCCCAAAUGUAUUAGUUCAAAUAAAGAUCUAAAAGACUUAUGAAGCUUUUUCCCUUUUUAGUUUUAAACUGAUGUGUCCCUCUUCUACAGCUAUGGCAUGGAGGGAGUGGGGUUUAAAUAUCCCUUUUUUUUUUUUUUUUAAUGUAAAGUCUUAUUCUGAACCUUCUUUCUGGUAUGCAUUUCUGGCUAUAUAUACUUCCACACACAAUGGCUCUAAAACUGAAUCUCAGGCACACUGUUGUUGAGGUCUUAUCCACUACAUAUCCUUGGAGGACAUUUUCAUUGCUCAAACACUUCUAAAUCACUUAUCACUUAUUUGGCACAUUAUUAAAUGUUUGGACUGUUUUGGGGUGUGGUGGGUUUGGGGUUUGGUUUUUUUUUUUUUGCUUAGUCUUGAGUACCUUUAUGCAAGUCUUUAGUGAUGUGAAAUUAGCAUGUUAGUAUUGGACCUAAAACCUUACUAACAGUGGUUUCAAAUAACAAGAAAACAAGAAUAUUGGACAAUGAAGAGAAUAGAGUUAAAAUUUGCACAUGAUUCAUCCUUCCUAUAGUUGUGCACACUAAAGAGCUUGUUAAAUAUGGCAUUAAUACUGAUGAAAUAAAGUUUCAUAUGCAUUCAUUGCCUUACCUGGCAGUUUGCUAAUGGGGGUAUCCCUAUGUGGUCAUCACUGUGCUCAAAUGGAAGAGCUGUUUUUCAUUCUUAGAUGUGGAGCAACAGUGCUCUCUAAAUAUUUUAUCCUACAACAAGGCUUAAUAGGUCAAUAUUUCACAAAUUAUUUAGACAAAAAUAGUGGGAGCUGUAUGCCACUAGGAAGUUCAACCUAUAUAUAGAAUGAUUCCAAACUACUCAAGACAAGCGUAUAGAAAAGUUAAAGUAAGAAGGUUCCUAACCUGCAUGCAAUUCUCCCAAAGCCCAUACAUGUGGAAGUCCCCCUGACUUCACAGACAGUGUUUGAAACAAUAGCAGUAAGUUAUUAAUGGAGUAAAACCUUUGUUUUGUGCAAUUCUGACAGCUUGUUAAGACUUAUGACUUUGCUUGUGGGUCUGCUUCUUGAGCAGUUUUAACAAUCUGCCUGCCCCCCCAAAUGUCACUUUGAGUGACAAAGGAUUUAUUUUCUAUGAAUCCUACUAUAAGCCUACUUGUAGCUCUAAGAAGUUUUAAAACCUUGUUCCAUCUUGGAAGACCUGAGGUGAUCUGAGCCUCCCAGUCUGGCUAGCACACACUAACAUGUAUACUAAAAGGACACUGAAAACUAAAGCUUCAAUUUACAAAACAAAGUGACAUGUUGUAGGAAUAUAAAAAAAUACUGAAAUUGUAAAUAAUUAUUUUUUGCCUCAGAGAAAGCUAAUCUGAACACAGAAUUUUGACAAACCGUGUCCCCAAAACCUUUUCUAGACCCACAUCAUCUUAUGGGUGACCCACAUCAUUGUUGUGGUGGUGUUUACUACUACUUUAGGCAAACAGGGAUAAAAAGAUUUUACAGUUGGGAAUCUUUCAUGUAGACCUGAUAAUCUUUUCUUUUGUUCAGAGUAAGAGUCUUGAAGUUUUUUGCCCUAGAUAGAGUUGCAGCAGCAGCAUUAAAUGGUUGAAAAGCAUCUUUUCUGAGGAACAUUGCAGCCUUCCAUGCUAGAGAUCAAAGACAGAUUUCUAACUUCCCCAAUCCAGUGAAACCAAUUUAUUGAGUUUAUUGCAGUGUAGGGUCUUGCACAAACAAGGUAGCUUUCAGGCUUUUUUGUUUUGUUUGAAAUGUGUUGAGGACAAUUAGCAGGAAAAACUGAAUUGGACUUUUCCAUUAAAUGUUAAAAAAUAUCUGGGUAAUUGGCCUGUCUCCUAAUGUCACCAGUUACAGUAGCUUCUAUCUGUCCAGCAGAACAUAACUUUUCCAAAACUGAAAUGGUAACUGAUUACCAACAUUAAAGGUUUGAAACAGCCACACCCUCACAAAUUGUUUGCAUUUAGCAAGCUUAAAAAAAAGACUGAAAUUUAAAAGGACAAGUGGCUUUUUAUCCUUUCCUUAUGCAAAGUAAGACAUCUUAAGAGUCUCUUCCUAGCUACCCUCUGAAAAAAAUCAGAUCUCAGUGAAGGGUCCCAAGUCUGGUAGCCAAAAACACUGGGGGGUGGUGUUGAAAGUUUCCAUGCUUUUACAAUUAUUCUUAUUUUAUGCUUGACUUGUAAAUAAAUUUUUAUGAAAUUCUAUCAGGUUUGUACAGAUAGUCCUUAAUGUGAACAGAAGUAUUCUUGGCAUCUAAAGAAAGUACUUAUUGUAGCCAGUACUAGAAAACACCAAUCUGAAAUUCUAGAUAAGUGUACCCUGUUGUACCUUCACAUACUGUUUUUCUAAUAUUUACAAGCAGUUAAUAAUCCUCCUGCCUUCAUGUUUUCACCCCCCAAAUUAAUUCAAAACACAGAAUAUUUUUAAAUUAUUUUGCCACAUAUGGCAUUUCAGUGUAUAAACAUUGCUAUAGCAAAUCUCCAUAUAUGUACAAGACACUAGUUUACCAAUUAGGCUGCUCUUGACAUACAGAUCAGUAUCUCACAACUUUUUAUAGGUUCGUCUACAAGUUCAAAAUGUAGAGAAACCUCUCUACCGUGGGACCUUCCAUUGCUUUCAGACCAUCAUAAAGCAAGAAUCUGCUUUUGGACUCUAUAAAGGUAUUGGGUCACCAAUGAUGGGACUUACCUUCAUUAAUGCACUUGUGUUCGGUGUACAAGGAAACACACUUCGUGCUCUUGGAAAAGACACUCCUCUAAACCAGUUCCUUGCAGGGUCAGCGGCAGGGGCUAUCCAGUGCAUCAUCUGCUGUCCCAUGGAGCUGGCAAAGACAAGAAUGCAGCUUCAAGGAACAGGAGAAUACAAACUAAAAAUGAAGAACUACAAAAAUUCUCUGGAUUGUUUGAUCAAAAUCUAUCGAAAGGAAGGGCUGAGGGGUAUCAACAGGGGCAUGGUCUCUACAUUCAUAAGAGAGACCCCAAGCUUUGGCUUUUACUUCCUGACCUAUGACUGCAUGACCAGGUAUUUAGGCUGUGAAGCUGAAGACAGUUACGUUAUUCCCAAGCUGCUGUUUUCUGGCGGGAUGUCGGGAAUCGUGUCCUGGCUCUCAACCUAUCCCGUGGAUGUGAUCAAAUCCCGGCUUCAGGCUGAUGGAGUCGGAGGCGUUACACAAUACAACGGCAUUUUAGACUGCGUCAGAAAGAGUUACCACGAAGAAGGCUGGAGGGUGUUCACAAGAGGUCUUACUUCCACACUUCUCCGUGCUUUUCCUGUCAACGCAGCUACCUUUGCUACUGUCACUGUGUUCCUAAUGUAUAUGAGGUCAGAAGACAACCUUCGUGAAUGUGAACCAGGUCCAGUAAUCCAGCAGCCUUCCAGUUUGUGAACCUUACCUGUUUGUUCUCCUAAUCCAAAGCCCGGCUGGUUGGGUUGGGUUUUUUUGUUUUUUGUUUUUUUUUUUUUUUAAAUGUAAACACUUGACCCGCACAAGUGGUGUAAACGUAUGCUAUCUGUGUAAAGAAUUCCUUAAUGUGUCAAAUUAGGAUUUCAUCUCAUUACUUGUAUAAACAGCAUAUUGCCUUAUUAAGGACUUCGUAUCUAGUAGUAUCCAAGUAAGAUGGGGACCUGCCUUUAGGAAGUACCGUACAGUUACUGUUGCAGCUCCAGAAGAGGACCUGGAGAAUGUCAUAGUACCAGAAAUUGGGUUUUCUUCCACUCAUUUUCUGAAAGACUGAGCCGAGUUGAAUGCAGAAGCGUCUUCAGAAAAGAAAUGCUCUUUUUGUAUGUAACAGCAGUAAGUAUAGUCCUCUGAGGUGAAGUAGGGGGAGGAAAUUAAAUGUUGGAAGCAUUUUGCAGGUAACCCUGAACUGUUUUAAGACAUGGACUAGCAUUCAGCUAGCCAUGUGUUUUACUUUUCCUCUGCUUUUAUACAUCUGUGGUUUUAGUAGCAACUUUGUUCAUACUGGUUUGCAAAAAAAAAAAAAAAAAAAAAAAAAAGGAAGAAAGAUUUGUUCCUGAGCUACUCCCUCACCUUUCAGCUUUGAAUAUAUAUCUUAAGCACAAAGUUACCAUCUGCACUCAAACACACUUGUUCCUUUAAAUCUCAAGGCUUGUAAGGAUUUAGGGAAACUCAAAUUUAGUAAGACUGAUGUUAUUUGCCUUCAACUCUAUUUCUCAUUUGGUGGGUGCACAGAUUGUAUUGACUACAUUCAGACCAAACAGACUUUUGUUCUCUGAAAUUACUGCAACUUUGCGCCACUUCUCCCAAUGUGCCCCAUAGCAGCCAGUGAUGUACAGAAGUCAAAGUCCUACCUGUGGUAUUGCACAAAAUGUUUGUGGGUGCAAUGUUAGCUUAGCAGCUUAAAGUACUGUAGAAAUAUGUACAUGUUUAGAACUGGAGGUUUCAUACCUUUCCAGAAAAUAAGGGUGUGUCUGAAAUGGUUGGUGUUCAAUACACUUGCAUUAUGAAUUUAAACAAUACUGAUUUUUAUGUAUUUAGUUACAGUGCUACUGGAAAGAAGACUGAAAAGAGGUUUGGAGAAUUUUCUUGUUACGUUAAUCCACUGUGAUUUUUUUUUUUUUUUAGCAGUCUGUUCAAGAGGGACUGCAUUAGUCAAAGAGCUAUAAACAGUUAUUUAAGAUCUGGAGUAAGAACUACACAUAUUUGGCACAAAUAGCUAGGAGGAAGGAGUGCAUGUGUGUGAAGAAUGUUCUAAAAUGUAUCAGACUAGUUCACUAAGUACAACUUGUUACACUUUUGGUUGGGACAAGUGCAAUAUGUGUUUAAUUUAUAUGAAUUUUCUAAAGAAACCUUAUUUCAUAGCAUUUUGCACUGUAACAAAAUAUGCUGGAGAAACCUGUAAAACUGGUAUGUCUUUUUAUACCUUGGAGGUAUGUUGGAUGUUUUAGUGCCUACUCGCACUGAGAUUCAAAUUGAAUGUUAAAUCUGUCUACUAAGCUGCAUAUGCAAAACAACUCACAGCAAAGACCAUUUACACCUUUGUACAGUAGUCUUAAUUAUUGUAUAUAAAAUGGAGGGAAUAAAUUUUUUAAAAAUUUUGA
Molecule: messenger RNA, 5262 nt
Organism: Harpia harpyja (harpy eagle)
Lineage: Eukaryota; Metazoa; Chordata; Aves; Accipitriformes; Accipitridae
Gene: SLC25A29
Product: solute carrier family 25 member 29
Exons: 4
Coding region: 2876-3586 (236 amino acids)
Biological process (GO): mitochondrial L-ornithine transmembrane transport
Cellular component (GO): mitochondrion
Molecular function (GO): high-affinity L-arginine transmembrane transporter activity
Source: RefSeq, a predicted model, not a curated record